Molecule: messenger RNA, 711 nt
Organism: Polypterus senegalus (gray bichir)
Lineage: Eukaryota; Metazoa; Chordata; Cladistia; Polypteriformes; Polypteridae
Gene: nenf
Product: neudesin neurotrophic factor
Exons: 4
Coding region: 5-547 (180 amino acids)
Cellular component (GO): membrane; endomembrane system
Source: RefSeq, a predicted model, not a curated record
UUUGAUGUUAGGCUGGGACCAGGAAGCUGCGGUGUCUAAACUUACGCGCAAAAUGAGCUCCUCCGUUAACGUUUGCUUCGCUUUACUUAACUUUAUUGUGGUGGUUUACUCUUCAGAAGAUGUAAAGCUGAAAUACAAGCAAGCUGAGAAAAAGCCCGUCCGCCUCUUCACCGACGAGGAUUUGGUAAAAUACAACGGGCAGCAGGAUGGCAGUCCGAUUUACAUGGCAGUGAAAGGCGUUGUGUUUGACGUCACUUCUGGGAAAGACUACUAUGGAAGAGGAGCACCAUAUAAUGCAUUGGCUGGCAAAGACUCCACGAGAGCGGUAGCGAAGAUGUCCCUUGAACCCGAAGACCUGACCCAUGACACUACCGGACUGACGAGUGAUCAGCUCAAGUCCCUCGAUGACAUUUUUGUGAGUGUGUACAAGGCUAAGUACCCCAUCGUUGGAUACACGGCACGGCGUAUCCUCAACGAAGACGGCUCUCCAAACGAGAGCUUCAAACCCGAGGACCAGCCUGAGUUCAACAUCAAAGACGAGUUCUGACUUUGACAGGCUGGGAGUCGUAAAACACACACAGCCUGACGGUAGAUGCUGCUAAUGUACUGGCAAGUCUUUCACUAACUUUCUUGUGGUACCUUUUGAUAGAUUUUUCUUAUUAUUAUUAAAAUGGAGGUGUGUUUUUACCAAACAGAUGCCUCCACGUGUGA